Molecule: messenger RNA, 579 nt
Organism: Cannabis sativa
Lineage: Eukaryota; Viridiplantae; Streptophyta; Magnoliopsida; Rosales; Cannabaceae
Exons: 3
Coding region: 149-451 (100 amino acids)
Source: RefSeq, a predicted model, not a curated record
UUAUAAAAACCAAAGCCCACCAUCUUUUUCUACUAACCUAUUCACAUUUCACACCAACCAAAACAAUUAUAACAUUUAAAACCCUUUUUCUUCUCAGAUCCAAAAAAAUAAAAAUCUCUUCUUUUCAAUUUCAUCCAAAACCAAAACUAUGGUCUCAAAAACACUUCUUAUUAUUAUUACUACACUCUUUCUGGGUUUUUCUUCUCAUAUAUUGCUCUUCUCAGAUUCAAUUCCAAUCACAAGGAGUCUCUCUUUAAAUAAAUUUACAAAUUUGGGUGAACACAAAGUACCAAUGGAAAAGAAUUUGUUGGGAGAGGAAGUGUUUGGUUUGGAAGAAAAUGAAGGAAAAUUUUUGAUACAAGAAGGUAGGAUGGAUUUGGAAACUACUCUUGAUUAUCCAGGAACUGGAGCCAACAAAAAUCAUGAUCCAAAACCACCUGGAACUGCUUAAAUAAUAUAUUGUCGUUUUGGGCUUUUUGUGUCGUUUUUUCAUAUAUCUGUUUUUUUAUUCUACUAGUGGGUUAGUAUUGUAAAAAAAUAAUAAUGAUAGUAAUAAUAUGUUUUUAUUUUUAGUUAAAA